UUUCUGUGUUUAUAUAUUCCUAUGUAUAUAGAUUUAUUUAAACACUGUUCACUGAAAAUAAUCUUGUAUAUUAUAAAUCACCAAUCAUAAAAAAAAAACAUUUUAUGUUAGCUUUGCGACAAUGCCAAUAAAACUGUGACAGAUGAAAAGUGUUAGAUAACCGGUGAAACAGAAAAAUAUAAACAUGGCUCUGCGUACAUAUGGUGAUAAACCUAUAAGUUUUCAAGUUGAGGAAAAUGGGGAAUAUUAUUGUAUUGGAUCUGAAGUGGGCAAUUAUUUACGCCUAUUUCGUGGAUCAUUAUACAAACGUUAUCCUGGAAUGUUUCGGAGAUCCAUUACAAAUGAUGAACGCAAAAAAUUGGUAGAACUUGGUUUAAGUCAACAUGUACUUGCAUCAAGUGUAUCUCUUUUAAGAGCUAGUGAAGUAGAAGACAUUAUUGAGGGUAAUGAUGAUAAAUAUAAAGCUGUAUCAGUACAUUCAACAGAACCUCCAGCUCCUAGAGAAGGAAAAUCAAAAAAGUCAAUGCCUUGGGUGCCUAGUUUACCAAAUAGUUCACAUUUGGAUGCUGUACCUCAAGCUACACCAAUCAAUCGUAACAGAGUACACAAUAAAAAAGUUAGGACAUUUCCUUUAUGUUUUGAUGAUACAGAUCCAUCAGCAAAUUUGGAAAAUGCAGCACAGCAAGAAAUGUUAGUCCCGAUUCGUUUAGAUAUGGAAAUUGAGGGACAAAAAUUAAGGGAUACUUUUACAUGGAAUAAGAAUGAAAGUCUUAUAACACCAGAACAAUUUGCGGAGGUAUUAUGUGAUGAUUUAGAUUUAAAUCCAUUAACCUUUGUACCAGCUAUUGCACAAGCUAUAAGGCAACAAAUAGAAGCUUUCCCACAAGAAACAAUUUUAGAAGAUCAGUGUGAUCAACGAGUUAUAAUUAAAUUAAACAUACAUGUAGGCAAUACAUCUUUAGUGGAUCAAGUAGAAUGGGAUAUGUCUGAAAAAGAAAAUAAUCCUGAAAAAUUUGCAAUGAAACUUUGUGCUGAAUUAGGACUUGGUGGAGAAUUUGUUACUGCUAUUGCUUAUAGUGUACGUGGACAGUUAUCAUGGCACCAAAGAACCUAUGCAUUUUCUGAAGCACCUUUACCCACAGUAGAAGUACCUUUUAGACCACCUUCAGAAGCUGAUCAAUGGGCACCAUUUUUAGAAACAUUAACAGAUGCAGAAAUGGAAAAAAAAAUACGCGAUCAGGAUCGAAAUACGCGGCGCAUGAGACGUUUAGCAAACACUACACCUGGAUGGUAAAACAUGUACAUUACGAGGG
Molecule: messenger RNA, 1313 nt
Organism: Eufriesea mexicana
Lineage: Eukaryota; Metazoa; Arthropoda; Insecta; Hymenoptera; Apidae
Gene: Snr1
Product: SWI/SNF related, matrix associated, actin dependent regulator of chromatin, subfamily b, member 1
Exons: 6
Coding region: 185-1294 (369 amino acids)
Biological process (GO): chromatin remodeling
Cellular component (GO): nuclear chromosome
Source: RefSeq, a predicted model, not a curated record